ACAGACACACAAGCUGCAAGCCGCUCCGACGGCUUUCGGAACAUGGAGCAUCAAAGCAUUUAUCACCUGCUUCGUAUAAUACCUGAGGAUGAGGAAAAUGUGAAUGGUAUGAUGGUCUUCCUGUCUGGAGAGGGAAGAAAUGAGGGAGAGAGUGGACCGGGCCAGCCUGGGUCGGGAGUAGCAGCAGCCGACGCAGCAUUCAGUAGACAAGGUGGGCCUGCUGCUGGUGCUGCAAGUUUCAUGAUUCCCUGUACCGGAGAAGGCCAUGACUGGGAGAAUGCACAGCAGCUUCAGCAGCCGGUUUUCUGGAGAAUAAGAGACCCCCGGGUUGCGCAGCCUGGGCCACCGCCGAAGGGCAAAUGUGGCCCCAGCAACAGGUUCGCCCGCUGGCAGCUACAGGAACUGGAGCUUCUUUUCCAGCGCACUCAGUACAUCAGUGCACAAGACAGAAAACGGCUGGCAGUGUGUCUGUGUGUGUGUGAAGCCAAAGUGAAGAAUUGGUUUCAAAGGAGAAGAGCAGAAUAUAGGAAAUAUCAUAAUUCAUAAACAAAGGCUCAGAGGUGUUCCUCCUCCUGAUAAGCACAUCGCCUUUCCCUGAAGAUUAUGGAGGGGCCUCAAGGUUAGCCCUUGCCUGGGAGCCAGAUGCAGAGGCUAUCCCCCACUCCUGCACCCCCCUCCCCCCCACCAACCUAUUGUUUCAGCCAUAUCCCCUCAGCACUUGUGCUUUCAAUAAAGAGGUGAAUUCUC
This is a messenger RNA of Mus caroli (Ryukyu mouse), 747 nucleotides long. RefSeq names its product homeobox protein DLX-3-like. Gene Ontology annotation, molecular function: DNA binding. The record is from RefSeq and is a predicted model, not a curated record. Lineage: Eukaryota; Metazoa; Chordata; Mammalia; Rodentia; Muridae.